Acipenser ruthenus (sterlet) is the source of this 4694-nucleotide messenger RNA. Its product is annotated as zinc finger protein 501-like. Lineage: Eukaryota; Metazoa; Chordata; Actinopteri; Acipenseriformes; Acipenseridae. Gene Ontology annotation, biological process: regulation of cytokine production; regulation of immune system process; negative regulation of transcription by RNA polymerase II. Gene Ontology annotation, molecular function: DNA-binding transcription repressor activity, RNA polymerase II-specific. The transcript has 3 exons. The record is from RefSeq and is a predicted model, not a curated record. The coding region runs from base 350 to 1624 and encodes 424 amino acids.
ACACACACAUCUACUCCGCUGGGAGGUGGAGUUUGACGUCAGUCUCUCAAGAGCUCCAAACCUUAAAGGUGCACAGCUAAUAUUAAUAUAUAAGGGAUCAUUACAGCGCCCAGAUUUAAAGCAAGGAGACCGAUUCCAUGCUGCUUUGCUGCGGAAUGCAAACUUGUCAUGUGACCGAGUUAGAAGCGCUUCCGUGACGUACAGUUAAGGAUACGUCGUCUUUCAAAGAGAACAAAAUCAACAACAAACGCCAGAAGCAUACAAACAAGAAAUACACUGCUUAAAUGUACCGGCUGACAAGGCGUCGACCAUAAAAACACAGCUACUAAACAGAAUCCCGUGUGCUGCCAUGGACAGUGUGGAGAUGGAAUCUGUCCAGAUUAAAGAGGAGUUCCCUGAACUUGAACUGGUCCCCAUUAGAGUGGAGUUCUCUGGGCUGGCUUCCCUCCCCAUUAAACAGGAGCUCUGUGAGAUGCAAUGUGACAGCAGCCAGCCAGAGGUCUCUGAGAUUAAAGCUGAGCACAAUGAAUUGGAGAUCCCCCAGACAGAAGAACCCCUUCCUGUGAAACAAGAAGAGGUGCUGGAAACUGACUGUAUUAAACAGGAGCCCCCUGAAGUAGAGUUUGACCACAUGGAACCAGGGAAGGAAGAAUCCGAGGACUUCAACCCAAAUAUCCCUGAGCUGGAGCCUGUACGCCUACAGGAGUGUAGCGUGGUGCUGGAGAGAAUCUGCGUGAGAGAGCAAGGCGCUGGAGAGGAAGGCUCUCCCAACAGCAUGCAAGGAGGUGGAAAGGAAGACGGGCGCUCCCAUUCAGAAUGCAGUCUAGCAGGUUCCAGUACAGCAGCUAAAGCGAGGGCGGGCGGUGGAGAAGAUCCUGACUCUGGGAAAGGUUUCACCCAGUUUGGGAAUUUUAAAGCACAUCAGCGAACUCACACAGGAAAGAAACGGUAUCGCUGCUCUGCCUGUGGGAAGAGUUUCCGUCUUAAACAAGACCUUCAAAAACACCAGCGAGUUCACACAAGAGAGAAACCGUACCACUGCUCUGACUGUGGAAAGAGUUUCAGUCUGUCAAACAACCUCAAGCAACACCAGCGAACUCACACAGGAGAGAAACCAUAUUGCUGCUCUGACUGUGGGACGAGUUUCAGUCGGUCAGACAGCCUUGUUUCACACCAGCGUAUUCACACAGGUGAGAAACCGUAUCACUGCUCUGACUGUGGGAAGAGUUUCAGUCUGUCAAACAACCUUAAAAAACAUCAGCGAACUCAUACAGGAGAGAAACCGUAUCGCUGCUCUGACUGUGGGAAGAGUUUCAGUCAGUGUAUCCACCUUGUUUCACACCAGCGAACUCACACAGGAGAGAAACCGUAUCGCUGCUCUGACUGUGGGAAGAGUUUCAAUAACUCAGGAUACCUGACAAAACACCAGAGAAUUCACACAGGAGAGAAACCAUAUUACUGCUCUGACUGUGGGAAGAGUUUCAGUCGGUCAGGACACCUUGUUUCACACCAGCGAACUCACACAGGAGGGAAACCAUAUCGCUGCUAUGACUGUGGGAAGAGUUUCCGUCUUAAACAAGACCUUCAGAAACACCAGCAAAUUCACAGAGGAGAGAAACCUUAAAGAUUAUGUUCAAUGGGACUUUUCACUCAUGAGGAAAAAACCUUGUAUUAUGAAUCCCUGUGUAAUUACUGUUUUGUGUAUCACUCUUAAGAGCAUGCAUUUUAAAUGGUACAAAUGCUGUUCAGCUCUCUUGCACUCUGAUUGUGUCAGAAUGCGGGCGGAGACGCGGACACGUCACAAGAGGCUUCUCUGCUGUCAGUUUAACUCAGGCUGUCAAUGCAGUCAGUGCCUGGGAGCGGGAAUAUGCAGAAAGGAAACUAUUCUGCACCUCAUCUGAUGGACGAGUCAGGAGAAAUUGAUAACUCAGUGUGGGGAAUGAGUUUCAGGGUUUAGCAUUUAAACUGCAUAGACUUGAAAAUAAAUAAAUUGAUGGGAACGAGUAUCCCGACCCCGGUAUGUAGCAUCCCAGAGACAAGACUGCACCGUCCUUACUGGACAACCGCCUGGAGGGUUUGUCUUGUAAAUUCAUCACGAUUCUAAAAUGAAAAAUGAUAGUGUCCCAUGUAGGGGUGUUGCAAUAUGACGAUAAAAAGAUAAUCGCGAUUUAAAUUAUGAUUAUUCUGUCGUCAAUAGUUUUAAUUAGAGCAGUAAUUUAUUUAUGUUUAUUAUUUUCCCCGCUUUAAGAAAUUUGGACAGAAUGAUAAAAAACUGUAAUAGGAACAUCCAGUAGAUGGCGAUAAUGAACCUUUUCACUGGGUUUUAUACAGCUGGAAAAAUCCGCAAGAGCAGCACACAGCAAACGUGACGGACAGUGAGACCUACAGAAACAAACCCUGUCCUCCUGAACGGAUACAAGCAGGUAUGUGGUGAGCUUGUUGAAGAGGUAGGGCCGAUUUGUAAAUGAGGCCGAGCUGCUGCUGUUUCAAAGAGCAGGAAACACGACGGAUAUGUUCACACGUUUAGAUCCAUCAAGCGCUUUAUAAAGAAUCAACAUCGGGGAGGAACUCCGUGUUCAUUAAAAACAGUGUUAGUAAAACCAAUUCCGUGUAUAAUAAUAAUAAUAAUAAUAAUAAUGCAUUUCAGUAUUCCUGUUUUAUGAUUAAACAUUUUAGUUACAUAGCCUAAGGACAAACAUUUGAACCCUGUUUAAUACAGACGCAAGGAUACAGCGAGUGUGGCGUCUACUCCAACAGGAAAGUCAAUAUAUUUAAAGGCACGCCACACUCGCUACUUUUAAAUAUUUAUUUCCAACUAAAUAUUAACGUUUUCAAACGUGAACUGAAUUAACAUUGUUGAUGUAGACCAGCAGUUGUCAUGAGUCGUUGUUAUUGUGGUCCUAAAAUAUGUGGUUUUCACGCAGUUAUUUCACCCAUUUAUUUAUUUAUUUUAAAGUUAUGAACAAGACACAUUUUAUAAAGCUGUAAGGAGAGGCUCACCACAGCUAGUCUGUAUUCACAUGUUUUCUGUUUAUUCAUUUUCACAUCUACUGGUACUGGAGUCCUUAGUGCAGGCUGACAUGACCAGCUCCAUUGAGAAAUGCGUUUAACCCAGUAAUAGUGUAGCUAUUGGAUUUGGGAAUAAGACAUUUAACAUCUUUAAAUCAGACUAACAAUUAUGAGAAACCUCUGAACUAAUCAGGUAAAAACCAAAACAACUCCCCCCCCCCCUCUUUACAACCCCCCUCUUUUAUAAGGACUAAUCUUGAUUAAAAUGCCACUUUAGCUGAACUACAGUAAUUAAUACCCAUGUUUCGUAAAUGUUUAGAAACUUUUCCGAGUUGUGUAUUUUAAAAUAUUGAGGGUUUUGUAAAUAUCUGUGGUAUAAUUAAACACCGUGUUUUUUUUCAGUUUGGUUUAUAAUGUUGUAAAACACAUUUUGGCUUAAUAAAUAGUUAACAUUUUAAAUAUAUAUAUUUUUUGUAGUUCUUUGUAAAGUGUUGUAUCUCAAUUAUCAUAAUAAUACCCCACACAAUAAUCAUCUGAGAAUUUUCAUUUCUUGACAUCCCUAGUCCCAUGGCUGUAUUAUGACAGUAAUGACUGAAUACUGCGUGACGUGUAGCUUUGCAAUGUGCAUUGUCCAUGCUUGUAUUUGUGCUGCUCUUGUAAACUGCCCUGAGUAAUAGCAGUGUUGCAAGCUUGUGUACGGAUCUUAGGUACAGAAAGUCAAAUUGUGUAACCUGAGUUCUAAUGAGACUCCACUGUACAAUUAAACCUGGUGUGUGUUAUUAUUAUUUCUUAGCAGACGACCUUAUCCAGGGCGACUUACAAUUGUUACAAGAUAUCACAUUAUUUUUACAUACAAUUACAUUAUUUUUUUUGCACAUUAUGUUUACAUAUAAUUACCCAUUUAUACAGUUGGGUUUUUACUAGAGCAAUCUAGGUAAAGUACCUUGCUCAAGGGUACAGCAGCAGUGUCCCCCACCUGGGAUUACAGUUACAAAGCAUAACUAUACACUAAGUUAGGUGACAUUGUAACACCUGCAAGGUGGGCCUGACUACGCCAUCGAGGGAAUUGGACCCUCAGAAUUAAAGGUCUUUUUUUUUUCAGAGGGCAAAUCAGGGAAGAGAGCAACCAAGACACAGUUGUUGUCAAUUAAAAUGAUGUUUUAUUGCACAGAAUUAAGAAUUAGCAGCAGAUCGUUAUCAUAGCACGUAGGUGCUUUGUACGAAAAAACAAAACACACCAAACAAGGGUUUUGUUUAAAAUCACAAUAAAGAUCCGAAGCAUAAAAACAACCGGUUUAAAAACAAAACACAAAACACCAGUGAGUGCAGAGGAGGGGACAUCGAUAAACAUUAUUCCCAACGACAUCAUCAUCAUCACAGCAGCAACAACAAAUGGUUUACCAUUUAUUUCAGUUUCGUUUCGUCUCAGGUCCCCUCUCCUACACGCACAAACAAAGACGGACGGUGGAAGGCCAUCCUGGAAAACUAACAUCAAGGGGUAUUUAUAGUCAGGUGCGUAUUAGUUUCAACUGCCGGGUAAUUAAUUAAUUAGCUGAGUGGUGAAGGAACAAUAAAGUGCUACAAAAUCAAUCAAAGUGCCCGAUCAAAGAAAACGCGCGCAAAUCAAACUAGAUGGUAACUUUACCAGUACAGUUGCUCUUAUUGUAUUACUUGUAUUGUAACGC